This is a messenger RNA of Trichomonas vaginalis G3, 696 nucleotides long. Its product is annotated as RNA splicing. NCBI's taxonomy places the organism in Eukaryota, Parabasalia, Trichomonadida, Trichomonadidae. Gene Ontology annotation, molecular function: RNA binding. Bases 1 to 696 code for a protein of 231 amino acids. The record is from RefSeq and is a predicted model, not a curated record. The transcript has a single exon. Gene Ontology annotation, biological process: mRNA splicing, via spliceosome. Gene Ontology annotation, cellular component: U2-type spliceosomal complex.
AUGAAUCUUCAAGAUAUUUUCUCAAAGAUGAAGCAGAAAGCAUUAGAAAAGCAAAUAAAAGAAUCAACAGAACUCCCAAACGAGGAAGAACUUAAAAAGGUAAGGAAAAAUCUCAAAAAUUAUUCACGAAAAAUUGCAAAAGAAGAAAUAGUCGAUGAAACUGCAGGCCAGUUAGUUCCAUUUGAGGAACCAGAAGCUCCUGAUACAAAUGAUUUUGAAUCUAAUCAAGAUGAAGAAUACGCUUUAUGGGUAGACAGAGAAGUGGAGAGGAUUCGCAAAGAGAAAAACAAUGAUGCAUGGACUCAAUACGAAAUUGCCAAAACUAAUCAACGAAAACACAUGUCAAGCGAACAAUUAAUUGAAAUUCAUCAACAAAAUCCAAAAGAGAAAGGACAUAUGAAAUUUUAUCAGAAAUAUUAUCACAAAGGUGCAUUCUCAAUUGAUGAAAGUGAAAAAGCAGAAGAAUUACUCAAUCGUGAUUAUCUAACACCAACAGGUGACGAUUUACUUGAUAAAACUGCUUUGCCAAAGGAGAUGAUGGUUCGAGGUGAUGAUUAUAAUAAACGAGGCAAAAGUAAGUGGACUCAUUUGUCAAACGAAGAUACAACAACAGUUGAUUAUCGAAGAAUGCAGGCAUUGCUAUCCGGUGAACGCCCAAGAAAGAAGGAUAAAGAACAACAUGAUCAACAAAAUUAA